Messenger RNA from Trichomonas vaginalis G3, 834 nucleotides. RefSeq lists its product as uncharacterized. The record is from RefSeq and is a predicted model, not a curated record. The coding region runs from base 1 to 834 and encodes 277 amino acids. The transcript has a single exon. NCBI's taxonomy places the organism in Eukaryota, Parabasalia, Trichomonadida, Trichomonadidae.
AUGAGCAACGAAAGUUUGUCUCCAGAUGCCGAUUUCAUGCGCCGUGCAUGCUGCAUCUUCGGCUAUCUCUUCGAUCCACAGAUUUCUCCAUACCCAUGCACAUCUUGCAAUGAUCCAGAUGCUGAAUACACCGAAAAUUUGCCAGACUUUGAAGAAUCAUUGAAUGACUACUUACUUAGAGAAGUUCACCAAGCUGACUUAGAAGCUCGUGAAACAAUCCUCAAUGAGCUUGAUCAAAAGGAAGUCAAGAUGCAAGAGUCAUUUGAUAAUGUUACAGAAGAUACAAUCCAGAUCGGAACUCGUCUUGCUUCACGUACAUCUUCCGGAACAACACAAGAAUUCGAAAUGGCAAAGCGUCUCGCAGAAAAUACUGUCAAGCGCCAGCAAAGACAAGCAGAGAGAAGACACGCUGAUCUUGAGAGGAAGAGGAAGGCUAAAGAACAAUCCGUUCGCCAGUUCCAGGCUGAAAUCAAGUCAGAAAUUGAAUAUAAGAAGAAGAUGCAACAGGAAGAACUUAAGGCCAAGCAAGUUUAUGGAGCUGCUCGUGCCCAAGAACUUAUCAGGAAGAAAGAAGAACGCGAAAAGAAGAGAGAAGAAGAAAUCAGAAAACAAGAAGAAGCUAUGCGUACAGUCGAAACAAUUUCCAUCAAAUCUCGUUCAUUACGUAUUACAGAAGAGGAUUUACAGGCUGAAGAAGAGAAACAAAAGAUGGAUCCACAGGCCAAACGCCAGAGGAUGAAAGAAAUCUCACAACAGAUCAGACAAAAGAACAAGGAUACAGCAGAAAAGAAUCCAGGAAAGCCACUGAACCAGCACAGGAAAAUGUUCAGAUAA